GCCCAGGACGCGCCGCCAGUCAGACAGCGGAGGGUAGGCCCUUGUUGGAAGGUUACAGGCGGUUGUUCAGGCUUGAGGUCGUCGGUGUUACUGGCCUGCUACAUCGGCUCAGAGUGUGACCCGGAUCCUCCUGUGACCGGCCGCCCAUGCAAAAGAUGUUGUCUAUACUGUCCCGUGUGCUCCAGGGCUCGGCCCAGAAACCUGUCACCGUCUUUGGCUUCCUGCUGGUAAAGGGGGCUGCUAGUGAGGCUGUCCGUGUUAUGGUGGCAUCCCGUAACUAUGCCGACUUUGCUUCAGAAGCAACGUUUGACAUCAAGAAGUGUGAUGUUCACAAACUGGAAGAGGCCCCACCAACCACGGCCGUUCUUACUCGUGAGCAGGGGCUGCAGUAUUACAGGACAAUGCAGACCAUCCGGCGCAUGGAACUGAAGUCUGAUCAGCUAUACAAGCAAAAGAUUAUUCGUGGAUUCUGUCAUCUGUAUGACGGUCAGGAAGCGUGCUGUGUUGGUCUAGAGGCUUCCAUCAACCUCACAGAUCACUUAAUUACAGCUUACCGAGCUCACGGAUAUACCUAUACUCGUGGGGUGUCUGUGAAGGAAAUCCUCUCAGAGCUCACAGGAAGGAGAAGCGGUUGUGCCAAGGGAAAAGGCGGUUCUAUGCACAUGUAUGCCACAAAUUUCUAUGGUGGAAAUGGUAUUGUGGGAGCUCAGGUCCCACUUGGAGCAGGCAUUGCAUUGGCCUGUAAGUAUUUUGGAAAGGAUGAGAUCUGUCUUUCCUUAUAUGGGGAUGGUGCUGCUAAUCAGGGACAGAUUUUUGAGACAUACAACAUGGCAGCACUUUGGAAACUACCCUGUAUCUUCAUAUGUGAGAACAACCGAUACGGUAUGGGGACCUCUGUGGAGAGGGCGGCAGCUAGUACAGACUACUAUAAACGUGGCGACUACAUCCCAGGCCUGAGGGUUGAUGGUAUGGAUGUUCUGUGUGUUAGAGAGGCUACCAAGUUUGCCGCUGACCACUGCCGAUCUGGAAAGGGUCCUAUUUUGAUGGAACUUCAAACCUACCGUUACCAUGGACACAGCAUGAGUGACCCUGGGGUCAGUUACCGAACUAGAGAAGAAAUUCAGGAGGUGAGGAGUAAAAGUGAUCCGAUCACUCUUCUGAAGGACAGGAUGCUGAACAACAACUUGUCCAAUGUGGAGGAACUGAAGGAAAUUGAUGUUGAGGUGCGAAAGGAAAUUGAGGAAGCUGCUCAGUUUGCCACCACUGACCCAGAGCCACCCCUGGAGGAGCUAGCAUAUCACAUUUAUAGCGACGAGCCAUCCUUUGAAAUACGAGGUGCAAACCCAUGGAUCAAGUACAAGUCCGUCAGCUAGGCCUCGCAGUUAGUCAUACAGUGCCACGCCUUCAUUAGUCUGUUACUCUAUGGCCCUUUUAAUGGGAACUGUUCAUAUUUCAUUUAUCACUUUCUAGUUCUAAUGGGACUAAGAACCAGAUGUCUGUUUCAGACAUUUUUAAUUUUCACCUUUGGGACUUUGUGUGGUUGGAAAGAUUUCACUGUGUCACAAGUGACAUAGACCUAACACAUGGUUACAACAGCCGUGUGGUUACACCGCAGUACUGUCCUGAUCGGUUUAUUUAUAGGAGGCUCCUGUUCUCAAACAUGUGCAGAAAGCCAUUCAUGUGUCUUACCGUAUGCGUUUUGCAGUCAUUAAAAUUUGGCCUUGAUGAUAUA
Pseudophryne corroboree (corroboree frog) is the source of this 1732-nucleotide messenger RNA. RefSeq names its product pyruvate dehydrogenase E1 subunit alpha 1 (gene PDHA1). Lineage: Eukaryota; Metazoa; Chordata; Amphibia; Anura; Myobatrachidae. Gene Ontology annotation, biological process: pyruvate decarboxylation to acetyl-CoA. The transcript has 12 exons. The coding region runs from base 147 to 1373 and encodes 408 amino acids. The record is from RefSeq and is a predicted model, not a curated record. Gene Ontology annotation, molecular function: pyruvate dehydrogenase (acetyl-transferring) activity. Gene Ontology annotation, cellular component: intracellular membrane-bounded organelle.